AUGCGGGGCCCAAAUCCCUCUUCAACCUUCUGGGGCACCUUCAAGCAGCUCCGCGGUGCACUGGUGGUAGCGACUUUGGUCUGUAGUAAGAAGUGGAGAUUAUAGUUUCAUACAGACACAAUGUCCUUUUUGGCUGUAAGCAGACUAGCGUCUAAACUCCUCAGUUCAAAGAAUGGCACCUACUUCAUUGUGGCUGCUCGACAUGCAAGUGCAUCAACAAAUCUGAAAGAUGUUCUGGCAGAUCUUAUCCCCAAAGAACAGAACAGGAUCAGGAACUUUAAACAGCAAUAUGGCAAAACAGCCAUAGGAGAGAUUACUGUUGACAUGGUCUAUGGAGGUAUGAGGGGAAUGAAGGGUCUGGUCUAUGAGACCUCUGUGUUGGAUCCUGAGGAGGGCAUCCGCUUCCGUGGUUACAGUAUUCCUGAGUGUCAGAAGCUGUUGCCCAAAGCUUCAGGAGGUGAAGAACCGCUGCCUGAGGGUCUGUUCUGGUUACUGAUCACAGGACAGGUGCCCACUGAGGAGCAGGUGAGCUGGCUGUCCAAAGAAUGGGCGAAGAGAGCAGCACUUCCCUCUCACGUUGUCACAAUGUUAGACAAUUUCCCCACAAACCUGCACCCCAUGUCUCAGUUCAGCGCUGCCAUUACAGCACUGAACAGUGAGAGCAGUUUUGCAAGGGCCUACUCUGAGGGCGUCCACAAGUCCAAAUACUGGGAGUUUAUCUAUGAGGAUUCCAUGGACUUGAUUGCCAAGCUGCCCUGCAUUGCUGCGAAGAUCUACCGUAACCUGUAUCGUGAAGGCAGUAGUAUUGGAGCGAUUGACUCCAACCUGGAUUGGUCCCACAACUUCACCAACAUGCUGGGCUACAGUGAUGCACAAUUCACUGAGCUAAUGCGGCUCUACCUCACGAUCCACAGUGACCACGAAGGAGGCAACGUCAGUGCCCACACAAGUCACCUGGUGGGCAGUGCCCUCUCUGACCCCUACCUGUCCUUCAGUGCUGCCAUGAACGGUCUCGCUGGUCCGCUGCAUGGCCUCGCCAAUCAGGAGGUGCUGGUGUGGCUGACAGCACUGCAGAAGGAUCUGGGUGGAGAAGUGUCUGAUGAGAAGAUGAGGGAUUACAUCUGGAACACACUCAAGUCAGGAAGGGUGGUGCCGGGUUACGGCCACGCUGUCUUGAGGAAGACGGACCCGCGCUACACCUGCCAGCGCGAGUUUGCGCUCAGUCAUCUGCCUAAUGACCCCAUGUUCAAGCUGGUUUCCCAACUUUAUAAGAUUGUACCCAAUGUGCUCCUGGAACAGGGUAAGGCCAAGAACCCCUGGCCCAACGUGGAUGCCCACAGCGGCGUGCUGCUGCAGUACUACGGAAUGACUGAGAUGAAUUACUACACCGUACUGUUUGGUGUGUCGCGAGCACUCGGCGUGCUGUCCCAGCUGGUGUGGAGUCGAGCCCUCGGUUUCCCCUUGGAGCGCCCAAAGUCCAUGAGCACAAAUGGACUGAUGACUUUGGUGGGAGCCACGUCAGGCUGAAGAACAAGUUAAAAAGAGAUGGGGGGGUUAGCAUAAAAAAUAAUAAUAAUAAUAAUGAUGAUGAUGAUGAUGAGGCACAUGCAAUGUUAAACCCCAAUGUUAAAUUCCCAAACCCAGCGACAUGGGAUUCAGAGGGACAGUACACUUUUAAUGUCAUUUCAUGAGAAGGGCCUUUGAAAUACAUCACGCCGUUAAGUGUUUACGUCUGUUCAGCUGACCAGUCAGGUUUUCUCACCAUGUCUCAAUAUUUGGAAGAUAUGGAUCAAUAAUUUUAGACACGCAGCCGCAGCGCGCUCAAACGAUGUACAGCUUUAGGUCUGUGAUCACUAAGAUGCUGCAAGUUUGGUCUCCAAAGGGAAUUUUAGAGAGAAUUACACUUCAUUCGUAUUUCUUGAAAAGUUAGUCUCGUAACCUGACUUGACCUUUUCUUUUUGUUCAGGCUUCAUGUUGUUUCACUUCAUUUUAGUGGGUAGAUUUUACCCAAUCACGAUUAUUAGUUUAGUUUCUUCUACGAAAUCUUAGAUGUCUUUCCGCCUCAACUGUCUGCACCUUUCACUCCUGUUGUGAACACUCCAGUUUGGAAAAAGGUCCUGUAAAAAAAUAAAAUAUUUAAAAUAUUUUGAAAGAUACUGCCCCUUUAAAUCUCAAGUUUUCCCCUUUUUCUCUGAUAUUUUUCUAAUUAAUCUUGACUUAAAUAACCUGUCUGAUCAAAAUAACUUUCUGUGAGUCUUUGGAAUGAUGGAGAAUCAUGGAUAAGAAUUUACCAAAUGUUUGAACACAGGGUGUUAUUGGCAGCCGAUGUAAUUCCUUAAGAGCAAGCUUGAACAAAAUGUGUCCAGUGGUGGUGGUGGUGGGGGGGGAGCUUUGUAUUUGUUGGAAGCCCCGCCUUACCUGAGUGUACUUUCACGUCUUUACAUCCCUACAGGAGCAUGAUUUUUAAACAUGGCCUACUCCAAAAUGAGCACUUGCUUGAUUGGAUUUCCUAAUUUGUAGCAAUAGAAACUUGAGGACGAUUGUGCCCCUUUAUACAGAAUUUGUUGGUGUUGAAUAUGUACAAACUAUAAAUCUUUGUGAGCUUUAUUUAUACUUUUUGUAUAUAGGUAUAUAUAUGUAUAGUUUGAAUGUAUAAGCUUUGCGCUUACAUUUUGCUUGUAGUAACCACGAUUGCUGUAGUUUACCGUAUUGUUGCGCUCGGCCUCACAGGUCACUGAACGCUUAACAAACAGAAUCACUGCAGCUAUCUUGUAUGUCUCGCCCAGCGUCCUUGUGUGUAGCUGGUGUCAGCCAGCUGCAUUUCAGGUCUUUCACACAAAUGUUUCAAGCUUGCUCUUAAGUCGACCUUUGGAAGCGGCUUAAUGUGCCGCUGCUGGGUUUAUCGACACUCCAGUAUUGUGUUUGAAGCUGGACUGUGUUCAUUAACAUGUUAGCCAGUUCUGUUUGAAAUUGCUUUGCUGCAGUCUUCCUUCUGGCAUUCACAGGUGUUUUAUUGUACUGUUCUUUCUUGGGUUGGCUUUUAAAGACAUCAGGUUAUUUUAAUCAUCGAACAAAAAGGUUGUACAUGAUAACUAGGGACAAAUUUACGGCUGUCCGAUUAAUCAGAGAAACACACAGAUGAAGAGGCUGGAUGGGUCGAAUGGGAAAGAAAACCUUGAAGCAUAAAUAAUGAAAACCUAAGGGAAAAAAAAAAAAUAAAGAUUUUUUUUUU
Messenger RNA from Thalassophryne amazonica, 3232 nucleotides. It is a transcript of the gene cs, whose product is annotated as citrate synthase. The coding region runs from base 121 to 1527 and encodes 468 amino acids. Gene Ontology annotation, biological process: carbohydrate metabolic process; tricarboxylic acid cycle; citrate metabolic process. Gene Ontology annotation, cellular component: mitochondrial matrix. The transcript is spliced from 11 exons. The record is from RefSeq and is a predicted model, not a curated record. Lineage: Eukaryota; Metazoa; Chordata; Actinopteri; Batrachoidiformes; Batrachoididae.